CGGGAACUGGAGCUAGGCUUGUCAGUCGAGCGCUGGGGGUGGUAUCAACAACCCAGCCUCCAGGACCGCCCACACCAGCCACAUGAUUCUCCUCUUGCGAUUCUGUCGCCAAAGACUUGAGCUUGGGACUUGACGAACCUUGACUGGCGGCGUGUGAAUAGCGACCGCCGCUUGGAAUCUACACCACUUACUUUUCGUUCCCAGAGGAACGCACGCAGAGCGCAUUGACAUUGAGCAUCCUGCACCCUGCACCCUGCACCUGCGCCGAGUGUAAACCCCGUCCCGCAUCCCGCGCCCUGUGCCGGCAGCGCAAUGACCGAUCGCCCCGCCGUCCAUGUCGCCGCCGUAUGAGUCGUCCCGCCGCCGCGGGGUAUGGAGCCACUGGGUGCCGCUCGUGCUGACCCUGACGGUUGCGACCGUCGGCGUCGCCGCCUGGAUCUGGAGCCAGCGCGAGGACGAGGACCACGAGGACGCCGAGCAGCCCGGCGCCUACCAAGAUCUUGACUACGAGAAUGCCGACUACGGCGACAAUCCCCCCUACGGCGCAAGCAGAGACGGCGGACAACCCCCCCGCGCGGGCGACGCCGGCUAUGGCGCAACGCAGCCGCCCGCGGACUCCUCGAGCUCCGGCUGGGCGGCACUGCGGCGCACCCCGAGCCCGCAGCAAUUUUUUGACAGCGCGAAGCGCACCGUUGCCGCCGGCAUGACCGCUGCGGGCGCGGCUGUGGGGAGCGCCCUGGCGGCGAUUAGGGAAGAGGACCAAACCGCAUAUGCCGACCACGAGACAUGGUCCGAAGAGGCGGAUGCCAAGAAGGACCGGGCUGUUCCCGGACCCUCGCAGAGCAAGGAUGCCAGCAAGCGCCGCAAGAAGGUUGCCAUCGUCGUCUCGGCGGACAUCCGCCUGGACGAUGUCGAUGCCGACGGUUUCCACGAGCAUGCUUCCAUCCUCUCCCACAUCCCCCGUCAACUCGACUUCUCCAAGGUCAAGCUAUACGUGCUGAUCUAUGCGCCCUACCUGAAGGACGCGGCGCUGGACGCCACUAGCAAUCUCCCGCCUCCGUCGCUGAGCUCGUCGUUUUCGAACAUUGACCAUACCCAGGCCCAGAUCACGGAGGAAGCGCGGAGCCCCCUAGCUGGCGCAUCGUCCGCAGACCCGGCGUACAACGCCAUCUACGCCCAGGCCAAGGCGCUCGUCGAGAAAGAGAGCAUGAUCCUCACCUUCACGACGCCCAACGGCCACGCACACAUCCUGCGCCACAUCCAGCCCGAGAUCAUCUACCUGCAGGAGUCGCUCUCCGGCGACAACGGCAGCGUGGUGACGAACCUGCAAAGCUGGCUACGGCACGACGUGAUUCUGGUGGUUGGGGCCGAGAGCGGCCACGGUGGACUAGCGGACAGCGAAUCGGAAGCCGAGAAGCCAGGCAAGGAGAAGGAGCUGUGGUGGCACAGAGAGGACCGCGUGGGCAGAGGGCGCGGUGUGGUGGUGGUGGACGGCGCGAGGGUGCAAGACGACUGGGCACGGAGGGUGCUGGGCAAGGAGUAGUGGUUGGUCAACGGAUGGAAGCUAGGUACGACGCGAAGAUUACGACUGUAUUCUGGUGAUGAUUUGAGAUGGAUAGGUCCCUCAUGUACCUCCUAUUUUCUGUUUUCUGCCACAGGUAGUAGUAUAGUGGUCUGGGUAGGAGAAACCGAGUUUGACCGCGAGUCGAGCGUGCGUCGAGGUUCCAUAAGGGUCGCGGGCUUGGGCUGACACGCUCAAAAUAUUCUCUCACUUCCAUUCACCUUUAGGUACUCCAGGUACGGCAGGUAGUCGCCCACGGGGAUGAUGGCCAGUGAGGCAGCUAACGUUACUCCGUACGGAAUAUACGGUGCGAUAUCCUAACGUGACCGAGCACUGCGUCAUAUGAGCCGCUGCUUGUG
Molecule: messenger RNA, 1920 nt
Organism: Thermothielavioides terrestris NRRL 8126
Lineage: Eukaryota; Fungi; Ascomycota; Sordariomycetes; Sordariales; Chaetomiaceae
Exons: 3
Coding region: 335-1543 (402 amino acids)
Source: RefSeq, a predicted model, not a curated record